AUGUCCAAUAAUUCUCUGGAUACGGUACCAGAAAAUACCCUGCGAUCUCGACAUUUGGCGGUCAAGCUCCUGGAAAUCUCUGUGCUGUUUGUCAUCACCGUCAUAUCUUUGGGAGGAAAUAUAUUAGUUUGCAUAACGGUUUAUCGAAAGAAAGUUCUACGGACCAUCACGAACAUGUUCAUAGUUGCGUUAUGCGUUGCGGACAUUCUGCUAGCGGCUUUUGCGAUGCCGCUAACUCUAGGUGUUUUGAUAGUGGACUAUUGGCCGUUCAGUGAUACAAUUUGUCAAAUUCAAGGCUUCAGCAUUCAUCUGUUGGUUUUCCAAUCGCUUCAGAUCAUUACUUUGACGGCCACGAACAGAAACUUGAACGUCGUUCGACCGUGGCUUUACAAGCGCAUUUUCACACGAUGGAAAACUUUACUUAUAAUCAUCGCCGUCAGCGUUUUGACAGCUGUUGUUUUAGGAAUUCUGGCUAUUUUUCUGUCUUCCAGAUAUGUAUUUCACCCUGGAAAAGCAAUCUGUGUCAUGACGUUCCCGACGAUCGACCACAGUUUUCGUUUUACGAUUGCAUUUAGUCUUCUCUUCGUCGCUUUCCCAACAAUCGUCAUUUUCUCGUGUUACAUACGAGUUCUGCGGACCAUAAGAAAUCAUCGUCGAGAGUACGACGCCUCACGAGGAGAACACGACUCCAGAUCGGUAUUAAGCCGAGAAGAAGUGAAACUGUCCAAAAUAAUUUUUAUUAUAAUUAUAGGAUUCUUGUUUUGUUGGCUCCCUUGCGUUAUUAUAGACAUCAUCGACUCAACUCGCGCGGCAUGGUUUCCCCGUCAAUUGUACAUGUUUUACACAUUUUUGGCUUACACGAGCGCUGUCUUAAACCCCUGGAUUUAUGGGUUUAAUAAUAAGCUAGUUCGCAGAGAAAUGCUCUUUUUACUGACAACGAUAUGUAGAGUUUGCCAUAUCUGUAGGUAAAAAACGUGAAGAUUUUAUAUAUGUAACAGGUGGUUAUUUUGAAAAGAGUUUUAGUGUAAGAGCAUAUAAUUAUAUAGUACUUUGUUAACAUUGUCCAGUAGCUUUUAUUUUGUUUUCUGUUAACUGACGAAAAUACUGCAAACAUAGUCCACCUAUAAAGAUCGCGUGCUGAAAAAAAAAACCACUUUACCGCAGGUAAACACUAUUAAUAAACUAGGAAUUUUUUAAUGAUAUUUAUUAAUUCAUGUAGUUGUUUUACAAAGUGUUUUGUUUUAUCCUAGUCAGUAUAGCAAAAACAAAAGAGAAGAGGCUAGAAUUUUUACAACUAAACAAUUCAACGUAUAAAAGAAGAUGUUUUAUAUGAUGCUCAGUUAAUUUUUAUUUUAAGUUAUAAGUCUGGACGAAUAACCAAUAUUUCAAUUGCAGCUAAAUGUUUUUUGUAGUCUUUGCAGAAGCUUCAGGAAUACAAAUUCCCCUAAAGCCUUAUUUCCGCCCACGUAGGCAGAUUUUAAAUUAAUUUUAUCACAAGGAUAAUUGAAACUAUUUCCAGUUGCAUUCAUAUUUAUAUUUUGUGGGCCACACAGACAUUUCAUUCUCCACAGUCUGCCUAUUUAUCAAUAUACAGCAGUAUACAUGUAUCCGCCGGAUCAUAAAACAACUCACGUAGUUCACGUCCGGUCAAUUCAAAAAAUGGAAUAAAGGCUCUCAUAUAUUUGUCACAAAUCGAUGUGUUUAUCUCCCACUCCUAACUCCCUUUCUUGCUUUAAAGAACAACAAAAGAGUCAAGAAAGUUCCAAAUUGGUAAACGUUUGGGCACGAAUCAAAAAUAACUUGACGCCAGACCCUCAGGCUUUUGUCUGCGGAAAUACGAAUUUUAAACGGUUCACGCCAAAAUGCUAGCUGUUUUCGUUGAGUCAUAUAUAAUUUUUAUGUGCCAUGUGACGACUAGUAGUCAUUAUCGUCAGCUCGUUUCAGUCUAUCAAUUCAAACUGGUCAGGCUUGAGACAAAUUACAAGUUCUGAUCACGAAACGAAUUUUAACCAUAAAUUUUUUGGAAGACGGUUUCUUUUUUAGUCCUCCUUACGCCGACUAAAGACUGAGUGCCAGGGAGGGCUUGUCGCUCUUCAGGCGAGAAAGAAGAAGAAAUUGCAAAAGAACCUCUUAGCAUUAAAAGGGAACAGCGGCAUUAUUGACCAUUACUUUAAAAUCCAUAACAGUUUGUCUGUACAUCUUAUUUUCCACUUUAAUUCUGCAUAUAGUGAUCGACAGGCAUUUAGCUUCACAGCGGGCUAUGGUAUAUUUUUGUUUUCCUGAAAUCAAAUCGUAUAUCCUCACUUUAGGCACCUAAUUAAAACACAGCGGUGUUUAUACCCACGUUGCCUAUACCAGAAGAAAGAUGUGUAAAAAUUGUCAUCGGAGGAGAACACGGGUUGUUGCUUUCCUCCUUUUAAACAGUUCCGCGCGAUUUGUCUUUGUACAGUCGUGACGUCACGCUUGGGAUUUUGUCCUCAGUUUUCUAGAACUCCGACUUGUUUAGAAGAUGCAGGCUGCCGACCUAAUCAGUUUCACAAGAAAAAUAUAAACAGAAAUUCGUUGACAAAACAUAGUCGAGGGUAAUUAUUAUAUGGACACAUUCGACGUCGAUCCCGCUUUUGAUCCACCUGAGAGCUGUCGCUUUCUAGUCACAUUUUUGUGUAAAAUAUUUCUUUUAACUUUCUAUGGUUAAGUUUAAUAGCCGCUUGCUAUGUGAUCACGCCCAAACCGUCUCGAUUAAAAGCCCAGCCUCUCAGAAGAGUUAUUUGUGGUGUUCUUUUUUUCUUUACACUUUAAAUCCUCUAUAAAUUGCUUCUUUAUUUGUCUCGUAAUUUUUGGGAAGUUUUUCUCCCCAAUAAAUUAUUAAAAUUGUUGUUUCACAAGCAUCAGGGUGGAAAAGAAAAAAACCAAAAGUUCAUCAAGCCUUCUGUCUAUCUGCCGUGAAUGUCAGAAGCAGUAGCCGAUCCAGACCUUCAGAUAAGUAGGAAGGGGGGGACGGUCAUCCAGACCCUGAGGUAAGGGGGGGGGGGGGCUGGUCCCCCCAAAUUUUUUUGGUCUAAAAAAAAGGGGGGCCCUCCCCUGGAUUCGCCACUGAGGAGAUAAGCCUUAAAAAACGUCAUAGCGUGCUCCCCCAGAAAGUAUUGAAAUCUUGAUUCUCUGAAACGGCAUUUUUAGCGUUCUGAGAGGAAAAUUGCUGUCUGAAAUGUUCGAUAAAACAAUUGUUAUUUUCAUGCCUAUUUAUGUUUGCGUGUCUUCGAGUACAAGUGCUAGAUCCAGGAGCCCAUGUUUCGUUUUUUUUUUUUUUGGAGAUCAGUUUUAAGUAUCCUCUGUUUUUGUGUAAGUAUCAUAAGAAUUCAUAUGAUAUGAAAUAUCGGAACAGAUGUCAAAAUCCGGAUUUCUUCCUAUCCCGAUCACAUUUUGGUCGGGACUCGGGACUCGGGAUUUCAAGCAAGAUCGGGAUAGUUACUCAAACACUACAGAGUUCUUACCAGACCGCGGCAUUACGGCAUUGCCGCACUUUUUCGGCAAAUGCCGUGCACUUCAAUUAGCGUAAGGUGUCCCAAGGGCACAAAGAAGGAUAAAAAACCUGUCACAAAACAUACGUAAACAUACGUACACAUACUUGUAUUCUGGGUAGAACGUAUUUCGUAGAGCGCUCAAUUUAUUUAAGCAUUGACUAUUAAUAAUCACAGGAAUUCAGGCUUCAGGAGUAAUCAUCGAUCGUUUAUUGCGACAGUGCUGUUUCGUAUGGUCCGAAAUUGUAGGACCACACUCAUCAGGCAACUUCAACGAUUGACCGUUAAAAUUAAAAGGUGGCAGUAAAAUUUGGGUGGUUGUUAUAAGGAUGCGUUAAGAGACAUCAGAAACUCAUAAGGGGUUGAACAACCCCUUAUGAGUUUCUGGAGACAUACGUUCAUUUCCUUAUAAUAUAAGCCAAAAUUAUAUUGGUUAUGGCGUCUUUAGAAAACACUCAUCAUUACUGCGCUUUUCAAAAACACGCCAAUUCUGAAGUUCAAAAGCCAACUGACGAUUGUGUUUUUCGCUGCCGUCAAUCUUCUUUACGGACCUCUUAGGAACAAAAUUUUACUUUAACGGGUUCAAAAGGUCAUCGUUUGUGGUUUGUGAUUGGUAGAUUUCGAUUCGUUUUGUGUGUUUCUCUGUUUCAAGGUUCGUUGCUUGUGAUCGUAAUUAUGAUUGACGGCAGCGAAAAACGCAAUUGUGAAGGCGGCUUUUGAACUUUAGAGUUCGCAUGUUUGUGAAAAGCGUGGUAAACGUUGAGUUAUCUAUCUCUCGGUACCAUCAUUACAAAAAAACUGAAAAAAUGGAAGUGAAGAGGAAAAUAAGGAAAAGGAAGAAAAAUAGACUACGAGCAGUCUCUCUUUUUUCUGUAGUCCGUCGAGCAAAACGCGAGACACGCAAAUGGCCACGCGCGUGUUUGAUGGCGCGAGACGGGAGAGGCACUCGCCCUCGUUUGGCGCGUCUCGCGGCUUCGCCACUGCCGCGCGCGUGCAUUGCUCUCACUAAAGAGACUGCUCGCAGUCUAAAGAAAACUGAUCGCGUGGAUCUGGGAACUAUACAGGAUCCGCCAUUUUUGUCAAUUCCCUGGAAACCGGCGACGUAGCUUUGUCUUGACCCACCAGUAGCGAUUUUUUCCAAUACAAACACGUCAUGGCUUCAAACGAAGGCGAAGAUUCCCAUACGAAGGGAAAGACCAUUAAGGAACGACUUAAGAUGAUGCUCAAUAACGACGUUAUGAGCGAUGUCACGUUUGUGAUCAAAGAUGCAAUGGAGGACGUGGUUGUAUUCAAAGCUCAUAAGUUUGUGCUCGCUGUAAGCAGUCCAGUGUUUUAUGCCAUGUUUUACGGCAGACUUUCGGAGAGAAAAGACAAAAUCGAGCUACCUGACUCAACCUCGUCCCCAGGGCUUUUCCCCCAUUUAAGGGAAAAGCCCUGGGGACGAGGUUGUACCUGACUGUGACUCUGAGAGCUUUCUUGAAUUCCUUCGGUUUCUGUACUGUGAUGAAGUUAACCUCACUGGGAGUUCAGUGCUGCAAGUUUUAUACUUGGCAAAGAAGUAUAUAGUACCGCAAUUAGAGAUCGCCCGACCUAUCCAAUGGAACAGUUCGGCAAUCGAACCCAAUCGAACACCAAUCGUUCGAUUGCUGAACUCAAUCGAACAUAAUCGAAUUCACAAUAAAAUUUUGCCAAUCGAACACAAUCGAACGUUCGAUUACCGAACGAUUGGUAAUCGAACCCAAUCGAACGUUCGAUUACCGAACGAUUGGUAUAAUCGAACGUUCGAUUAACGGACGCCGCAUCGCAUGAUAGGCACGUGGUAUUGGAAAAUUCCGAAGGUGAAAGUGAAGUCACCGCUAACUCCCUUCCCUUUUUACGCGGCUUUUGCUGAGCUCUGAAACCCAGGACUGAAAUGUCUGAAAUGUCAAACACGGAGGAGAGGGAGGACACUGCAUGUAAUUUCCUCCCUCUCCUCCGUGUUUGACAUUUGUAUUGAAAUUACAUGCAGUGUAAAAGGUUACCAAGAAUGUAAUUUUACUGUUGAUGUGGGAGAAGAAUUCUUUAUCUUUAAGAAGAUUGGCUCUAAGGGAAGAGUUUUCAAAGUUACCAACACUAAAGGGCAGUUAGGAAAUCUUGAGCGGACGUUGGUCUCACCACUUUAGCCCUUUAAGGACGGGAUGAAAUGGUGAGUUAUGAUCCCACUUACGGGCACUUAUGCUAAACGGAUUUUGUUUUCACCGGGUUUAAAGGAGAGAGUAAUGGCUGCAGCGAGGUCCCUUCUGCUUAUUAUAAUACUAAUUUUAAACACAACUGCCUGUGUUGCUGUUGUUGAAAUGGUGCGAUUUUUCUCUGUUGAGAAGCAUUUCCUUUUAACAGUCACAGUACCUUAACAGUCAUCGAAAUUGCCUUUUAUUUGUUUUGUUUUGUUCGAACAUUGACAUUCUUGCAGUAUGAUGUUCAGUUCCUGUUUAUUCAAUAAAAGCUGACAAUGAUUAUAUUCCACGUGUUUUACUCAGUUUGAGGCGUCAAGAGACAAUUGCAUUAGAUUAGUUCGAUUUUGUUCGAUUAUAUUGGUUCGAUUGGUUCGAAAAUCGAACUCACAGUAAAAUAGGUGUUCGAUUUUGUUCGAUUGCCCAACCCAAUCGAACGAUUGGAGUUCGAUUGGGUUCGAUUGUUUUUUUGUUCGGUUUUGUUCGAUUGGAUAGGUCAGGAGAUAGCUUGCUCGACGUUUUUGACCGAAAACCUCUCUUCUGAAAACGUUUUCGAUAUCCUUCCUCAUGCAAAGAGUUUCGAAGACGACGAGCUUGUUGCUCGUUGCUGGGAAGUUGAGGAUGUCAGCGCUCAAGAAGCGGUGAAAUCGGAGACAUUUCCAUCAAUAACAAAAGAACUUCUCUUUGAAGUCAUCACACGAGAUGGGCUUUCAAUUCACGAGAUUGAGUUAUUCCAAGCUGUAGACCGCUGGGCUGCUGCGGAAUGUGUUAGACAAGAUCUUGAACCCACAAAAGACAAUAAGAGAAGAGUAACAAGGGAGGAUAUUAUAAACAAUAUUCGCUUUCCUCUCAUGACUCAAGCACAGUUUGCAAGAGAGGUCCCUCUCUCUGGUCUGCUCCCCAAAGACGAGAUUAUUUAG
Porites lobata is the source of this 6648-nucleotide messenger RNA. NCBI's taxonomy places the organism in Eukaryota, Metazoa, Cnidaria, Anthozoa, Scleractinia, Poritidae. The record is from the annotation of a GenBank genome assembly.